CGAGUUUAAUGAGGUGUGUUUUGGCAGCUGAUUGAAAACAGAAACUGCCAUACUCCAUCACUGAGAGAAUAGUUGUUCGAUACAACAUUAUAAGAUCUUCGGGAUGGGCUCCCCACCAGGUGCCGGUAAUUAAACCUUGAUCUGACCAUGAUCAUUUUUUGGACAAACCAUGAUCAGAGGUGGACAAACCAUGAUCAUAAUUUCUCUAUGAGGAAAGUCGUUAAAAAACAUAAAAUUUUAAAUAAUUUCAACGCCUUAUGGUAAUAUUAGCAACAAACCCAAACUCGUAUUGAUUAUAGGGGUAGUGGGGGUAAUGUGGUCACGUGAGGUAAAAUGGUCACCUGCUUGUUUGGUAGUAUAACUAUUGACUAUUAACGCAGUAUUGAUAGUCAUCUUAUGUUUGAAGAAUAUCAUGACUUUCGAGUCACCCUGUACUACGGAGGAGCUGUCGCAUGUCAAGAAAUAAAUAAAAACAAAAAACGCUCCCUCAUUAGCCAUUCAGCCGUAGUUUUGUGCGUUUCGAAUUUAAGGAAUCUCAAGUGAAAUUUAGUUUAUUUGACCUGAAGGUGAACAGAUAUUUUGUUCAAGUUCAGCGAUUAUCUCCAUAUUUCGCAUUUCAUUGUUUGGCAAAGUGGUCAGUGGAGAUUACUACUGACAAUGUUCUGUUUUAAAAAGCUGAUAUACCUUAUCACCUUCUGCUCCUAUAGGGGUCCCUUUUGUGAUUUUGACCCAGGAAAAAUAUGCCACCCCAACCAAAACCAAACCUCAUUUUGAAAAACGUUAUGUGUUUCCCACUACGCUUUUGUACGUAUGAGAAAAUUUCAAUUACGAUUUUUGGUGAAUAGGCCUAGCUCAUUUCAUACAUGUACCUACUAUUUCAAUAAUGAUUUAAACAAAUUUGGCCAAGAAAACACGCAUAAAUCUAUCUCUUCUAGCGUGAUAUGUGCGAGUGACCACUUUGCCCCCCACAGGUGACAUCUUUACCUCCUCACUAAAAAAAUGGUCGAUUUUUCAACGUUUUUUCUAAUAAUAAAAAAUGUACUAUUUUCAAUUUUUAUAAUAAAAACCGUUUACUAUCUUAAACUACAAUAAGUUGAGCUACAAUAUUCUUCGAAGAACGGGUAUUUUAGUGUUAUGUGAACACAGGAAAUGGGCAUGUUUCUUAGGAUGGCCACAUUUCCCCCAGUUCCCCUUUGUGAUUUUCGAGAAGAAAAAUUGAUUUACAUUUGCUAGUUGCGUGAAAACACCCUAAAUUGGACAAACCAAGAUCAUUUACCCUAACUAAUUUGACACAGGUGCGCUGAACUAGAGCAUUCAAAAAAGUGGACAAACCAUGAUCAAUAUGAUGGACAAACCAAAAUCAUUUACCUUAACAUUGAAAAAUAAGAACUCAAAAACGAAAAAAACACCUCUUUGAUUAUUGGAUAUGUUCUGUAAAAAACCGUAUUGUUCAAGGCAAGUGCUUCAUUCUUGAAUGAUUAUCACAAAUCAGCAACAAAAACUAAAAUUCUUGUAUGAAUUCUUUGGACAAUUGAUAACUAUAAUGAAUGAAAACUAUCUUAACAGAUAUUAAUUACUUCUUCCAUCUUUCUCAUUGAAAUUUUCGAAUGAAAAAUCAGUAAUGCCAACCUUCUUGAUUUUUCAUGAUUUCCCAAACUUUUUGGCAUGUUACCUGGUAUUACUGCUUGUCAGAUAAUUACUCGUUUUUGCGAGAUUUUCCGGAAUAAUCCUUAUUAUUCCUGAUUUUCAAAUUAUCAGAAUUAAAAUCAACCACAGUGAGUUGAUAUUAUAAUUUUAUAUUAUUAUUUUAGCUUGAGAGAUCUGGCGUCAAUUUCUGCGAGAAUUUAUGUAAUGUUCUCAAUUCUUCCAUACUCCACAUUGAUUCUCUCAAUAUAAUCGGGAUAAAAUAAAGAUUAGAAAUAUUCUGGAAACAAAAACAAUGAAAAGGAAAGUAUAGAUGCUAGUAUCGUUCGGUUUAAGAUCACCCUUUAUGUGCCAAAAAAGAUUUGGCAUCUGAAGUGCUCUUCUAUUACCUGACUAGCUCAAGAGUCUUGCAAUAACAUUAAAUUAAUAAGUCGCCAAAAACCGAAUAUUCUAGGCACUGAAUGGCUAUUACAAUUUAGUUGAUUGCUUUAGAACGAUCUACCCUAUUCAAUGUUUAUUUUCGUUCAUUCUGAUUUUGGAAUAUUAUAGUUGGUAAUGCUAUGAGAGAUGCAUGUUUUGAACAAAAAAACUCAUUUUCCUACAUCUAGUCCAAAUAUUCUUAACCAUGACCUUUUACACUGAUUCGCCAAUUCGACUGUGAUAUGCUCCAAUUACCUCUCUAUAGCAUUGAUAGCAUUGUACUUUUUUACGAUUUAGAUAGCAGAUAGAUAGCAAUUUCCUUAUCAUCAAACAUUCCGACAUAUCGGUGUGAAACGUGAUAAGUAAUCGUCAGUUUAUGUUAUCAGUUGACACUGUCUUUGCUUCAAUCAGGAUUGUCUGUAUAGCAUAUAUGGCAUUUGUCUAAUCAAAUAACACUGUCUUCCACGCUCAAUCAACAUCGAGAGCAGGAAAUAAAAGUUUUGAUACAAUUACCGUUUUGAAUCAUAUUCCGAACAACCUCAAAUUCCGAACACUUCAAUUUGCAAUGUAAAUUUACUGAACUUUCAUGUUACAAAUAAUUGAAUAAUCAAAACCCUAAAAUUCUUUGAGUUAUAACCUUCAUUUUAAAAUAAUUUACAGGUAUCGAUACAGCCUAUUAUUUAUAAUAUUGAGCAUUUGCAAAAAAGUGACAGUCAAAACCAAUGCACAAUGGUCCAGGAGAUGUAUUUAAGUGGAAAUUAGCAUCUAUAGCUUGACGGUUAUUUUCUAGACAAAAACUGUCUUCGACAAAGUUGUUGCAUAUGAUAAAGCGCUUAUUUUGGUGUUGUCAAAAAGAGGGUGACCAAAAUUUACGAUGAAAUGAAAAUUCUAACUUUCUUAUCUUUAUAGAUAGAGGUAACCAUAGUUCUACAAUGUUAUAGACCCAGUAAUUUGGCAAAACUUUUUAGAAUAAAGUUUUUUUCUAUCUAUUGAAAUAACCGAUAUAACAUUUUUUUCCUAAGUUGCGUGAGGGUCACAAUAAAAAAAUUGUUUUUUUGCUCUAACUUUUAUAUUGCAAAUUUUACAUGCAAACUGUCUUCAGAAGACUUUUAGAGAUUACUAAUACAAACAUUGUGCGAUGAAGAACUUGUCAAUAUCUGAACUCUACUCAAUGUUAUUGAUAUUUCUUCCCAAAAAAUAUGCUCUCUUCAUUCGCUUGUCAUUCUUUUUGAGACAAAUAUAAAAAAUGUUCGCUGACGGCAUUUGAAAGACUCUACAUAAUGUGGAAUUUCCAACAUUAUGUUGUUUUUUGACGUAGAACUACGUCUUUCAGGAAGGGUGCCAAAUCAGAAAACAGGUCACGUUUUUAUGAAAUAAAGUUAACGUUAAUAACUAUUUUCAUAGUAAACGAAUUCUCAUGAUUUACAUACCAAUCGAAUCGGAAAUUGUUUGAUUUGUUUGAUAUGCUAUACAUUACAAUUCACUAAUCUCUAAACGAUUUAAAUUCAUGAAAACUGGAAGACUUUCCUUUUUUCCCACACAUUUAUUCUGCAGAUUUAUGUGCUAACCCUACCCGUAUUUCGAAUGCUUAUAACUCGAACAUUUCUUAACAGAUCGGAAAGAUGUUUGUAUCAAUUGAUAGGAAAUAUUUGUACGCGUUUAUCACAAUUGAUAAAAUGUUAUUUUUCAUGAGAUGAACAAUUGAAUAACUGUAAAAUGUCAAGCGUUAUCUAAACGCCCUAACUGUCUAGUUUUGAUUGGCCUAAUUUACGGUUUCCCCAACACAGAUUUCAAAAUCGAUGUGCCUGGGGGAACCCCCUUUGUCAAAGCAUACAAGUCGAGGGUAUUUUUUCCCACUGAGCUGUGUUUCUCUAACACGGACUUCAAAAUUUAUGUGCCUGGGGGAAUCCGCUUCGCAAAUACAUGCAAGUCGGGAGUAUUUUUUGGUGUUGAGUACUUUUGUACUCGCUUGUCGUUGUGCAGACCGGAAUAUGUUUCCCUUAAACGGACUUUUCAACUGAGAAGCCUGGGAAAAUCGUCAUUUCAAAUACUAAAGGUGAAUGAGCUUUCGCGGUUCGAGAAGUACGUACAGUUGAGAGAUGCAAACUUCAGAAGGAAAUGUAAAAUAAAGUAAUCGUUUCACAAUUCUUCCGUUCACAACGUAAAAGGAAGUUCAUCAAAUUUAUUUGUAACGGAGAACAUAAUCUAUUACAAAAACAUCGAUACAGUCUAAAAUAAUAUUCGAAGUGGAUUGCAUUAUAUAUUUGCGUAGUUCUACGUCGAAAAUAUGCGGUCGUGUCCUAAAUACAACCCCUUACAUUUUUUUGUAUUUGAGUAAACUAAAAUUUAAAUCAUGAGUUUUUGGGUGAAACCCCAUCAAUAACAUUGAUGGGGAUGAAGAUAUUGACAAGUUCUGCAUUGCAAAAUAUUUGUCUUAAUAAGCUCUAAAAGUUGUCCAACUAUCUAUAAAGGUUAGAUUUAUUUCAUUGAAAAUUUUGGUGACCUAUUUUAGACAACAUAAAAAUGAACGGUUCAUCAUAUGUAACAACUUUGUCGAUUUUUUGUCUAGAGAAUCGAGUCGAGCUCUAGAUGCUAAUUUCCACAUAAAUGCACUCCUGGACCAUUGUGCAAUUAUAAAAUGUUUGCGUUAGAAAAUUCUGUAAAAAACAAGCAUCGUUAAUUUUUCAGUUUUUGUAGUUUUUUCAACUAUUUCGUUUGUUGUUUUCAUGUUCAGUGCUAGAAAUUGUAAGAAUCUACAAUAAAUGGAUGAAACUAUUAAAUAAUUAUUUUAUUAUUAAAUUAUAUUUUAUGCAGAAAUCUUCAUUAGAAAUAGUGUUUGAAAUAUGAACAAAGUUUCUACGCAAGAUUCAAAUUGUGAACACUUCAUUUUUAAAUUUGAAUUUAUUGAACUUUAAUGUUAUAAAUAAUUUAAUAUUCCAAUGCCUGACAUCCUUUGGGUUAUAGACUUCAACAUCAUUUACAGGUAUCGAUACCGAUAUAGCGCACUUGGCCCCGAAACCAUGCGAACUAUAAGAAACAAAUACAAUCAAUCAUUGCAAAAGCAAAAUCCUGUUUUUUGAGAGCAUAACAUUUUUCCAAAAAAUACUAGCUAAUUGAAUUUAAUUUGAUAUAUUGAUCAUAUGAAUCGGUCCAGUAGUUUGAAAAUAAUGAUUUAAAAAAAAUGCAUUUUUGCUGUUCGGAAUUUGAGACAAAAGUGAUUAAACAUAUUUUUAGUUUUUCACCAUGAAUAUGUAUUUGUAAAUCAAUUUUACUGUACUCAAAUGAAAAAGAAGGCUCUUUUGUAUCCAAAAAUCAAAUUAAUUUUGCGAAAGAGUACCAUUUUCAGUAAUGAGACACCUUUUAAUAGCCAUCAAAGCUUAAGUGUUCGGAAUAUGAGACAAAACGGUAUAUAUACCAACAAUCCGGAGACCGACACAGACUACAUUAUCACUAAGUAAAUUAUCUCUUAAAAAAUUAGAGAUAAUAGAGAUAAGUGAGGGGUGAUUUCAGGCUUUCCCGGAAGUCACGUGGAAAUUGUGCAAUUGGAAUUCUGAGCAGUCGAUAAAUUAAUCAUGUGUCUGCAUAAUGAUAGUGACGCUUUCGUAUUCCAUUCGCCAUUUAACAUGCAUUCUAGUAGAAAUGUUCAACAUCCUAAAUGUUUAAUCUCAGCCUUGAAUGACACCCAUCAUCAUAUCGGCUGUACUUUAUUACACAAUAAAUCUUAUCACAGAUUGUUUAACAAGAGUUAGUACAGUCUGCGUUGGUGCGUUCACCUUUGGAUACUGGAUAAAGUUUAGCAGGUGUAUCAUGGCACCAAGUAUUCUUAUGAUAUCGCAUUAUUAUAAGAAGUUGAGUCCUUAAAUAAAAAUACACUGCGAAUGCGAUAGACGAAGUCAACAAUUUAGAAUCGCGAAACGAGUAUUGGUGGGUAAUUAUAAUCAAGGUUCAUCCAGCGGGAAUCUAUUUAAAAAUUCAAAAACUUAUUAAAAGCUAGCCUAGUUUGACUAUUCAAAAUCUGAAUGCAGGAAUUUUAUAACUUUCUUCGCUGAUAUGAACAGACUAAAUAAUUUUUUUAAUAAUCGUAUUAUUGAAAACCACGAUGUUCUUUAGGGUAUACCUUGCCUUACAACAACAUUUAUAGGUAUGAAAACACCAUUGAUGUUCAGUAAAUUUAGUUUCUAAAAUGAAUUGUUCGGAAUAUGAGUCAAAACGGUGAAUAAAAUAAUCAUUAGUAAUAUCGAAUAUUUUUAAUCACCACGACCUCAAGUCCGCAACUAGAUCACUUUAGAAGGCCUUAGGAACAAUAUUCCAGAAACUUAUUCUGUGUCUUUCUACGUUAUUACGUGUGUUAUGUAUUGUGUGGAUUCAUUUGCAGAUUCGUGUUGCAUUGGUCUCUGACAGAAAUUUUCUGAUUACAAGAAAUGCUAUGAUUAAUACGAUCUAAUCUGGCACCAGUGAUGUGUCUGGUUGUCUAGUUGUCUCAACCACACAAAAAACAUACAACGCAUCGCUGCAACAAAGAUGAAAACGAGGCGACAAUGUUAACAAGAACUAGUUCAGCUCAGUUGGACUAAUGAAAAACAUAACUAUUGUGGGGUUUCAACGCUGACUUCCUUUCACUUUGACCAGGAAGGGUUCGUUGUCACCACGAAGAAACCGAUACACAAAUCGAUACGCAGUGCUCGACUUUGCUUUGCUCCCUCCGCCGAUUCCACCGGUUAAGUGUACCCAUUGGAGCAUAAUAUAUUGAUUUGGGAUACACAACUAUUUCGGAGUCCGAUUAAAGGAGAACUAAGUUUGAAUCUCAUGACAAAUGUGACAGACCAAUGCAUACAGCCAGAAACUUUCCCUGGAAUUUUGAAACAAUUUCCCAUCGCGUGAAAGCCGAAUUUCUACUUUAGUGUGUAACUAAAUCGUUGAAAUUUGAGUCCCCAAAAAUGGAAACAAAAUAUCUAGCAUUCAACAAAGCGUGACCACCGGUAUCAGAACCGGCAUCCAUGGUGCAGUAACGGUCAUUCUCAUUCCAAUCGUGGAACUGUCGAGUAGGUGGCCGGUGUAGUGAUUGAAAAAGCGCUUGUAUCAUAAGACAAUCUUUCCAGCGGUGCCACAACACUAAGCCGACGGUAGUCCUACGUCUAUCUUGCGUUUUCAGGUCAAUAUCGUUUCAUUUCACAAUCAGUAGUAAUCGCAAUUAGUUCCGUUGUCUACUUAUCAAAAAACUAUAUGAUAUCUGAUGUAACGUAGAAACCGAAGUGUAGUUAGCAACAGUGUACAGUUUCAAUGCGAACACAAAUCAAUAAACGAUGGCACUAUCCAACCCAGCGUACACACACGAUGAACCCCAUCGUCUAGGACAGGAUCGCUCGAGCUUCGAAAAGCCAUCAGCCCGCCAUCCAUCGCUGAUCAGCACCACCUCGCCGAAGCAAUCGAACAUCUGUGAUCCGUACCCAGCACCUAAGAUGAAGCUGGUGAAGAGCAUCGACAAAGGCCAGCGCGACAAGUGGGGCAAAGAUAUCGAAUUCCUGCUAUCGUGUAUCGCCUUGUCGGUGGGUCUCGGCAACGUUUGGAGGUUCCCUUUUACCGCGUUGGAAAACGGAGGAGGUGCAUUCGUGAUACCGUAUCUGAUAGUGCUGCUGCUAGUGGGCCGUCCGAUUUACUACCUGGAAAUGCUGAUCGGUCAGUUUUCGAGCCGGGGAUGCAUCGAUGUAUACGACGCUUCGCCAGCGAUGCGUGGCAUUGGGUACGGUCAGACGUACGCGACGUUCAUAGUGAUGACCUACUACGCUUCGCUGAUGGGAGUUACGGUCCGCUACUUGAUCGCUUCCUUCGAUGAUCCACUGCCGUGGAGUGAGUGCCGGGACAGCUGGAAUGCAACUUGCAUCGACUCCCGGCUGGCGGUGAAUUUUGCAGAGAACUCGAACGCGACGAAAGUCUCCUCGGCUGAGUUGUUCUUCGUUAAAGAAGUCUUAAAGGAAGCCGAUUCCCUCGAUGAUGGCAUUGGAACACCCGAUUGGAGGUUGGUGCUAUGCCUCAUGGUGCCAUGGAUCUGCAUUUGUCUGACCCUCAUCAAAGGAAUUAAAAGUUCCGGGAAGGUAGCUUACUUCCUAGCCGUUUUCCCGUAUGUGGUGAUGGUCAUUCUACUGGUGAGAGCUUGCACAUUGGAAGGCGCCGGCAACGGGAUGUUGUACUUCAUCAAACCACAAUGGGACAAAAUUUUCGAAGCCAAAGUAUGGUACGCGGCCGUAACUCAGGUGUUCUUCUCGCUAACAGUUUGCUUCGGCAAUGUGAUCAUGUAUUCAUCGUACAAUCGAUUCUCCAGCAACGUUUACAGAGACGUCACGAUCGUAUCAAUUCUGGACACAUGCACUUCAAUGUUAGCUGGGAUCAUCGUUUUCGGGGUCAUUGGUCACCUGGCUCACGUGAUGGACACGCCAGACGUUAGUAAUGUUGUUCGCGGAGGGGCUGGACUUGCCUUCAUCACUUACCCGGAUGCGAUUGCGAAGUUCAAAUUCUGGUCCCAAUUCUUCGCUGUCGCUUUCUUCCUGAUGCUGUUUGUUCUGGGCAUAGGGAGCAACGUUGGAAUGGCCACCACAAUUAUGACAGUGGUCCGCGAUAGGUUCCCCCAUUUGAAGCCAUCGCUGGUGGCUUUCGUGAUAGCAGUUAUUGGAUUCAGCAUUGGAAUUAUUUACACAACACCCGGUGGUCAGUAUCUGCUAGAUUUCCUCGAUUUCUACGGCGCAUCAUUCGUCGCCUUGGUGUUGGCUGUGUUCGAAAUUAUUACCUUCUCCUGGAUCUACGGAGUUGGGAGGCUCUGUCGGGACAUCGAGUUUAUGUUGGGAAUCAAAACCGGACUCUACUGGAGAAUCUGCUGGGGAUUUGUCACACCCGUUCUGCUGGCUACCAUUUUGAUUUAUCACGUCGCGACAUACAAGCCAAUCACUUUCAAUGGCUACGUCUAUAGUGAUGGGAUGUACGCCUUCGGAUGGUGCGUCUUCGCUGCUGGCGUUCUCCAGCUUCCAGCCUGGGCGGUUUAUGCAUUCCUCAGCCGGAAGGAGGAUACCUGGCGCGAACGCAUACUGAACUGCUUCAAGCCUACUCACGAAUGGGGUCCAGAAGACCCCGAAUUGAAUGCCAAGUACCAUGAAACGGUGUACAAAUAUGAACAGACACUGCCAACCGAUCGAAGCGUAGUUAGGAGAAUGAUAGAUAACGUAUUUAAUUGAUGAAUUUUAUUUCUUGACUGUAUUUUAAUUACACUGCAAUUAGAACUCGUCCAACGCUUCGUUUUAGAAUCUUGUGGUGGAAUAUUAAAAUAGUUUGAAAAAAAGCUGGUAACAUAGGGUGCAACAUCCCACAUGCAUUUAGGAAUUGGAAUUUUGGAGAAUAUGUAUUUAGGGCAAAUAAUACUUAAUUUCAGUUAAUAGUAUAAUUUUUUACUUAGGAUUCAUUUUUUCAUCAACAUCAAACAAAACGUUUAGUUAGGAAGGUCAUAAAUAUCCCUAUUUUAAGAGGAAUCAUCGAA
Toxorhynchites rutilus septentrionalis is the source of this 9586-nucleotide messenger RNA. Its product is annotated as sodium-dependent nutrient amino acid transporter 1-like. Gene Ontology annotation, molecular function: L-amino acid transmembrane transporter activity. Lineage: Eukaryota; Metazoa; Arthropoda; Insecta; Diptera; Culicidae. The coding region runs from base 7368 to 9287 and encodes 639 amino acids. Gene Ontology annotation, cellular component: membrane. The record is from RefSeq and is a predicted model, not a curated record. The transcript is spliced from 7 exons. Gene Ontology annotation, biological process: sodium ion transmembrane transport.